AUGCCUAAACGCGGUUGGGUAUGGGUUGGACCUAAUCAUAUCGAUAGUGACGAGGAACGGCCAACAAAGAAGAGGCCUACAACUCGAGGAAAGAAGGGCAAGGCCGUAGCGCCCAAUUGGACUUCCACUGCCCACCCAGGAUGGUCAGAUGACAAACCUACUGGAACAUGGGGAAAGAGAUGUGUGGAUACUUGGUGUCUCUUGGCACCUUAUGAUUCUACGAUCACCGAAGCACAGUGGAAGAAAUAUUACGAGGAACGCUCUAUGCUCGACAGAAUAAACACAAUACGAGGCGGCAAAUCGGACCCCAUUGAGGCCGAAGAACUUGGUCAACCGACUUGGACAAUCCUGCAAGAUUCGAUCGAGAAUAUUGCCGCUGCCAUCAUGGGAAGCGCCCAGCCGCAGGAUGCUGACCACAAAAAACGAAUUGCCUAUGUUUUGCUUGGCUCAUUCUACUAUCUUCGUGUGGAUGGAUCGGAUGAAGGCAACGGCCCGCCUGAGCCUCGAAACCUGGAUAUCUUCAGUCGAUUGUAUUCCCCAUUCGGAAUUGGCUCUUCAGUUGACUUCCAUUAUGAAUAUUACUUUAGGCAGAGAUCUCAUAAGCUAUCUGACGAGCGCCUCGCAUCUCUUACUGCUAAACUGAGAACUAUUGUGGACUGCGGAGCUGAACCUCCCAGUCAGUCCGAGGGUGAUGACGAAGAGGAAGAGGACGAGGAAGAAGGUUCCAAUAACGCCUAUAUCAUAUUUGGUGGUCAAGAAGACGGAAACGGUGGUUUAAGUACCCAGUUUAUGAGCGAAACUACUAUUAAGCAAUUCGAAAAGACGCUGUUCGGGACUGAGGGUUGGCUAUCUCCUCGAAAGAUGGCAGACAUUCUUUUAGCGUCGGGCGGUGUCCUACAGUACCACGAAGCAGACACCGAGGCCGCCGUUUCUUUCCUGAACAAGUUCCAGUAUUUCACGGGUGAGAACACUGGAAAGCGUGCGUUGGCUCCAGAAAUCAAACGCAUGGUAUUGGGAGAGCCAGAUACCCCCGCCAAUAGCCCAUACUGCGUACCUCAGCGAAGACUAUGGCUGGCUCGUCAAGGAUGA
This is a messenger RNA of Rhizoctonia solani, 1089 nucleotides long. RefSeq lists its product as uncharacterized. The record is from RefSeq and is a predicted model, not a curated record. Lineage: Eukaryota; Fungi; Basidiomycota; Agaricomycetes; Cantharellales; Ceratobasidiaceae. The transcript has 8 exons. Bases 1 to 1089 code for a protein of 362 amino acids.